GGUCGGGGUCUCUUGAACCAUUCAGAUAGUCAGAGGAUUGUUGCUGUCUGUGGGUUUCUGUCACAUUCUCUAUGGCUGCUGCUGAAUCGGACUGCAAAGCUCUUUUCUCUCUGGACUCCUACCAUGUCUCUGAAGAGCUUGGCUUCAUCCUCCCUGAUCCUCUGGAAGAGCUUCCGCCUUACUACCAGCCAUGGAUGGAUAUUGCCCUGCGAGUCCCAGAGCUUGUGCAUUCUCAUGAACUCCGCUUCCGUAUUAACAAGAUGCCACUGCUGAGCAGCCAGUUUCUGCAAAAACACAGGGAGUUAAGGCUGGCACACCUUGCCCUCAGCGUGAUGACCAUGGGCUACACAUGGCAGGAGGGAGAGAACAACACAGUUGAGAUGCUACCACAUAACCUGGCUGUCCCAUACUGGGAGGUGUCACAGCGCUUAGGACUUCCCCCAAUCCUCACCCAUGCAGAUGCAGUGCUGGCUAACUGGAGGAAGAAGGAUCCAGAGGGGCCUUUUGACAUGGAGAACCUGGAGCUGCUGGUCAGCCUCCCAGGUGGAGACAGUGUCCGAGGUUUCUUUAUGGUCACUCUGCUGGUGGAGCUGGCAGCAGUCCCUGCACUGAGGAACAUUCCUACUGUGAUCAAUGGUGUCAGGUGUGGUGACACUGAGGCUGUGGCAAGAGCUCUAGAGGAGAUCAGCCAGUCUGUACAGGACAUGACAGAUGCACUCAAACUGAUGCAUGUGUACGUGGAGCCUUCAGUCUUUUAUGGCAUUAUGAGGAUCUACCUGUCAGGGUGGAAAGACAAUACCUGUAUGCCAAGGGGGCUGGUCUAUGAAGGGGUCCAGACAGAGCCAAUGGAGUAUUCAGGUGGGAGUGCUGCACAAAGCAGCCUGCUGCACUGCUUCGAUGAACUUCUGGGAGUAAAACAUAAUGCAAGUAGUGGUGCCUUUCUAACCCGCAUGAGGAACUACAUGCCACCUGCUCACAAGCAGCUGAUCCAGGACAUCUCAUUGCAACCCUCCCUAAAGAGUUUUGUCCAGCAGCAGUCCAGCGAGCGGCUAACCCAGGCCUUUCAGCACUGUGUCACAAAACUGUUGGCUUUGCGCAGCUACCACAUCAACAUUGUUAGCCGCUAUAUCACUGUACCUGCUGCCCGCGCCCGACAACUUCGUGACCACAGCCAGGACUCAGAGGAGGAGAUGAUCAGUAGAGCACCCACAGCAUUAGAGGAGAGGGGCACCGGUGGCUCUGGGAUCAUGACCUUCCUUAAGACUGUGAGGGACCAAACAAAAGACGCCUUCCUGCCUGACACAAGCAACAAAUGAAGUGUCAUCGCUCAAGAUGCACAGAAAACUGUCAACUGCAUCACAUAAACAUGCAGUAAAGAGUACUUAACACACUAUUUUAUAUGCCAUUAAAUGAUGCCUUUUGGCAGAAUGAGAGUGAGAGGCCUCCACGGCUUGUCUUACAUGUAGCUUUGUUGUGUCCGUAAACAAACCUCAGCUUAAUAGACAUGAGUGAUACCCAUCAUUCAGUCCAAACCAUAAUUCAAACCAUUGCUGUUACUCUCUAUUAAAUGCAACCACUAAUUCCUUUUUUAAUCUGAGUUGGAACUCAAAAAAUGCAUCAGAAAUCUGCUCCAGACCAACGUAUCUAAAGGACAUUUGGACAUUAGACAACUGUCAUUACUAAACCCUACUUUUUGGGAAAGUGAUUUUGAAAUUCAGUUCAAAUGUAGUUUAGAUAUAACAAAGAGGGUUUGUCUCCUGUAAUUUGAAAGUGUAGCAGCUAUUUUCUUUCCAGUUUUAUCAUAAAGGUUCUAGGUUAAAAGUAAAAAUAAUAACAGAGAAGUUUUUAGCUGUCAAAAAAAUAUCAUUUGAAAAACUUAAAUACUGCAAUACCUAAUGAAACCAUGGCAGGGCACUAAAGGGCAGCAUUAUAAUUCACACCAAAGAAGAUUUCACAGGGUUUGAAACAAUGGGCAAUACCUGAGUGCACCAAAGGCACACAGGCUGCUGAUUUAGCCUAGUCACAAACAAAAUUCACCUGAUGUAAUAAUAUAUUCAUCAUUAAUAAUAGUCAUUUGAAGAGGUGUGAAAUCCACACUAGCUAAAAUCCUCCUGACACACUUUUAAGCAUUGACAGGUUGGAACCUGACCUUUUCCUCUAAAAUAAUCAGCCUUUGUUGCGUUUUCACCCUACAGUGCGUCCUCACAAUGGGGUUGUCAUGUCGAAGCACAAUGCACAAUACAGUGCAGAGAUGCAUCACUUAUCAGAGUGGUUACCUCAGCACUCCUGCCGUCCUCCUCCAGCCCACAUCCAGCCCUCACAUGCCCCACUAUACUUCCUGGACUGAGAGUGUGGAAACCCCAGAGCAAUGAAGGGAUGGAUUGUGCCAUGAAUGGCUCAAGCUCUGUAAUCUUCACCUUUCCUGGCUCGUCUCCACUGGUGUUUCAUUACAAUAGCAGCCUUGCAAAAUCAGAUAAGGCUGACUAUGUGGCAAUUAGACAUGACAAUUCUCCCCAGCCUGAACGAUCUACUUCAUCAUGCCCUCUUUCUUUUCACAUGAUGGGUAGCAGGGAAGACAAUGGAAGAGCAAAUGAGAGAGAAAAACAAUUACACACACAGGGUAUCAAGAUUUUAGUGUGAAAGACAUUUGUUAAAAGCUUUUGGAGGGAAGUGGAAGGGAGGUAAUUUUAUUCUGAUUGACAUACAGCAAAUACAUAAAAGGUGCAUAACCGAGCAGUCAUUGAGUUGACUCAGACAUGUUUCACACAACCUGUUUGUAAAACAUGACAGGAAGACCUGAGGUGAGGAGGUGAAAGGUGAACAGUAACUACGCAAGGAUGGAGAGAGUUGGGUGGCGAGGAGGACAAACAGUGUGUUCACAAGUCACAGUGAUGUGAUUAGAGCCUUCUUCCACAGCCAAAGCAAAUAAUCCCCUUCCUUAUUGCCUGACUGUGGAGGACUCCCUGACAACCCGGCAGUAAACACAGGCCAUCUCUAAGGAUGUCUUCAUUGUGUAGUUGGGGCUGGGCCUGCUAAAGUUUCACCUCAUAUCACAACAGUGGCUGGUUUCAGUGUAGAACAUGCUAGUGAAUCAUUUGUGCUGUACUGACAAUGCUGUGAGAUGUAUUGCAAAAUAAAAGGCGUCGGUUUCUGUCAUGAUAUGGAAA
Messenger RNA from Dicentrarchus labrax (European seabass), 3167 nucleotides. RefSeq names its product indoleamine 2,3-dioxygenase 1 (gene ido1). Gene Ontology annotation, molecular function: heme binding; indoleamine 2,3-dioxygenase activity; metal ion binding. The transcript has 10 exons. Gene Ontology annotation, cellular component: cytoplasm. The record is from RefSeq and is a predicted model, not a curated record. The coding region runs from base 72 to 1316 and encodes 414 amino acids. Gene Ontology annotation, biological process: 'de novo' NAD+ biosynthetic process from L-tryptophan. Lineage: Eukaryota; Metazoa; Chordata; Actinopteri; Moronidae.